UCUCGUAAAUUGACAUUCCUGUAUCAGAAACGAACUUUCCUCGUUCAAGCCAUGCGCCGCCACGAGGCGAGAAAUCGGAGAAUACUGGCAUGACAUUAAGGGUUCGCAAAGGCAACGAGCUGCAGCGAGUUUCGUUAGCUUCGAUGGUCCUGAAUGGCGACGCAAAUGGAGCGUAAGCCGGCCAGGGAGGACAUAGCCGGAAGAAGAUACAUUAUCACGUUCAGCUAACAAAUACUGAUAUACUCGGUAAUAUCCCACUCUUUUCUCUUUCCUCAUCGUGCACCUGGGCCAUGGCUGUCGCUCGAUACGAAUCUUUUCUUCUCAAAAAUGUCUCCACAAUCUCUUCACUCGAAUCUACCCUGAGAUCCUUCACCUGGUUUCUACCAGGUCGAUUCAAGGAUGCUGAGCUGGCUUCCGAAGCACUUUCGACGCUGCUCAACGUAAUGAGCAUGUAUCACGACACCCUCCUUGCCAAAGUCGUGCGAAGUGAUCCCAAGUACCACCCACUUAUCCCAGCCUCACUUCAUUCGCGUUUCACAAGAGCGUGGACAGAAAAGAGCAAUGUAUACAAGUGGAUUGCUCGGACGCUAGAGCUCAUACGGUAUACGGAGCUGGUCAUCGAGAUGGGCUUGCGCCGGAAGGUGUCCUCACAGAACCGGUGGCGGAGCAUACUGAUCCUUGAGGCGAUCAAGGCUGCUCUCCGCCUGCUUCUUUUGAGGAUCACAAGGAAACCGUUAAUGUCGCCUCCAAUACCUGAACGAGACUUCGAUCCUACCGCAUUGCCUCCUGCGUCAGCUUCCAAUGCCUCAUCUCCUACACUCGCACCUUCAAGCCCUUCAUCCUCACUUCCCGCAACGCCGGAUCAUCUCAAAAAUAACCAUAUACCCUUGUCACCGCACCCGCUGCUGGUGUCACCCCCGCCCUCUCGAUCCGAACACUCCGCUGAGGAUUAUCUCCUUCCCAAAGCUUUGACUUCGUCAUCAGUCAAACCGUCUCUGUCUCUCGUCAGAACGCUGUCUGCGCCUCAGGAAUGGCUCUCAGAAAUUGUGUAUAUCUUGAGACCUCUUGUCUAUGCUACACUACUAUUCACUGACCGACGUUCUAAUCGUGCGCUUACGACCGCAUUGGCUAUGGAGCUAAUAUCACGGAGCCUGCGACGGACUCCACUCACUUCCGCUCAGCUCGAGCGUUCUGAAUACGGACGGAGAGACAAGGACAUGAUUUGGUAUCUCUUGCGUGGCUCCAUCUGGGAAACUUAUACACGACCCAAGUUAGAAGCGAUAGCCGAGAAGACGUCUCACGCACCCUUGUUGGGACUACUCGGUGCUUUGAUGAAGGAUUGGAUUCCCUUAAUCGAUGAGUACUAUUACUGUCCGUCUUAUGCUUCGUCCUUGUUCUCCAACUGACCUUCCGGCUGUCGCAGAUACUGCACCUUAGACAGCAUGUACAAUCACCUGCGGAUCUUUCGUUACCGAGGUCUCUGUGCUUUAUCCGCCUAUUGAUGUACUAUGUAGUUGUCCUAUAUGAACACAUCUGGGUACGGCCCACCACCGGCCCACCGGCUA
Molecule: messenger RNA, 1565 nt
Organism: Guyanagaster necrorhizus
Lineage: Eukaryota; Fungi; Basidiomycota; Agaricomycetes; Agaricales; Physalacriaceae
Product: peroxisome membrane protein
Exons: 5
Coding region: 291-1406 (371 amino acids)
Biological process (GO): peroxisome organization
Cellular component (GO): peroxisomal membrane
Source: RefSeq, a predicted model, not a curated record